AUGAAACAACAUACAAUUAUUAUUAUUUUCACUAUCAUUGCUUUAUCAGCAGUCGCAAUAUCACUUCUUGCUUAUUUUAUAAGUCAUUCGAAAAAACAUGAAUUUGCACCAAUUAGUACAUUGAACACAACAACAAUUUCUAAUGGUAGUAAUAAUAGUCAAGUGACAAAUAGUUUUACUACAAAAACAAAUCAAUUCAACAAUCCAACAACAAGUACAUCAUACGCAGUAAAAGACUCGACGUCAAAUACACUGAUAACGGCCUCAACAAAGAAUGCUCAAAUACAAUCCACUUUUCAAACAACAAAUAUAGAUACUACAGGACAAAAGAUAAUAACGUCUGGUAAUGCUCAAACAUCAAUCUUCAUAACAAGCACAAUGAAAUCUAGUCUUUAUACAACGUUGGCGAGCAGUACGAAGCAAGAUGUGGGAACAACUGAUACAAAUCAAUUAACAAUGACAAAUAAGCAAGAUGGAAUAAUAAGUACAAAUCAGAACACUGCUGGAACAAUAGGUAUUGUAGAAACUAUAACAGAGUUGAUGAAUAUUACAAUGGGCCAAACAGCAGUUGUAUCUUCCACAUCACUUACAGGUGUAACAACAACAACAGUGAAGGCAGAUAUGUCAACAACAAUGGGAAUAGCCAGUACGCAAGUUACAAAUAAUCCAUCAUUUAUGCAAAUCACUAGCACAAUGAUGAAUAAUCACGUUCAAACAUCGACUUCUACUCAAUCAGUCUUUUGGAAUAUGGAUCAACCACUUAACAUUGGACGAUCUAUCUUUGGAAGUGCAUUAUUAGCAAAUGGACAAGUUCUUGUAGCUGGAGGUUAUACUAAUACUAGUUCAGGAAUUUCACAGACUGAAGUUUAUACAUCAACCGGAUGGCAAUUUGCAACUUCGAUGAAUGCACCACGUUCUAAUCACACUGUUACUGCUUUUGCAAAUAAUACUAAAGUAUUAGCCGUUGGUGGUAACAGUACAUCCGGUUUCCAAACUGCCGAAGUAUAUGACAUUGUAAACAAUACAUGGAUAUUUACAUCAACCAAUAUGUCAAGUCCUCGUAUCAGACACACAGCUACACUACUCGGAAAUGGACAAAUACUCAUUGCAGGUGGAUCGAACGUUUUAGGUAUAAGUAUAUCUGCAGCCGAGCUUUAUAUUCCAUCAUCAAACUCAUUUAUUAACACAACUAAUAUGAAUACAGAACGACGUUCUUUUACAAGUACACUUCUUAGUGAUAGAUCAACUGUACUUGUUACAGCAGGUGCUAAUGCUGCUGGUACUCUCCUUAAAACAGCAGAGCUCUAUAUUAAUGGCUCUUGGAUUCUUCUACCCAGUAUUAUGACUCAACAUAGGUCUCAUCAUGCUGCUGUAUUAUUAAAUGAUGGAACUGUAUUAAUUGCAGGUGGUGGUAGCAGUACACCAAAUGCGUAUUCAAAUGCUGAGAUUUAUGAUCCAACAACACAACAAUUUACAGCUGUUGGAUCAAUGCAGUAUCGUCGAGCAGCAUUAACACUUACACUUCUACCAUCAGGUAAAGUAUUAGCAACUGGUGGCGGUGAUUGGACAGCAGGUGCAUAUCCACUCGUAUGUGAAUUAUAUGAUCCUGUAACAAGAACUUGGUCAAAUACUACUAUGUUGAAUUAUGGCAGAAGUUAUCAUCAAACAGUUUUACUAAAUAAUUAUGUAUUAACUACUGGUGGUUAUGAUGGAAACAAUAGAAUUGCUACUUCUGAAAAAUACAAUUUAUGA
Adineta steineri is the source of this 1752-nucleotide messenger RNA. The record is from the annotation of a GenBank genome assembly. Lineage: Eukaryota; Metazoa; Rotifera; Eurotatoria; Adinetida; Adinetidae.